AUGUCUCUAGCCGAACCCCAGCGAGCCAGCACCCUCCCCGCCCCGCGCCCGGUGCGGCCCAAGUUCAACUCAAUGCUCACCUCGGACAGGCUCCGGGAAGGCUCCCUCAUCAGGACCCAGUCCUUCAUGACGACGGGCAAGGUGAAGAAGAACCGCAAGUCCGUCUUCCGCGAGCUCGGUCUGGACGAUGAUCUGAGCGACGCCAGCUCCUUCUCCCACGACAUGAGCGAGUCCCCUUCCAAGAUGUCGCCUCCUCAGUGGACGGCACUUGGCCUCGGCGAGGGCAAGAAGCUAGAUGAUGAUAAACUGAUCAGCAUCUAG
This is a messenger RNA of Parascedosporium putredinis, 321 nucleotides long. NCBI's taxonomy places the organism in Eukaryota, Fungi, Ascomycota, Sordariomycetes, Microascales, Microascaceae. The record is from the annotation of a GenBank genome assembly.